Molecule: messenger RNA, 414 nt
Organism: Microthlaspi erraticum
Lineage: Eukaryota; Viridiplantae; Streptophyta; Magnoliopsida; Brassicales; Brassicaceae
Source: the annotation of a GenBank genome assembly
AUGAAACCCGAAAGCAGAAGGAACAAAAGCGGUAUGAGCUACGAAGAUGAAUCUAGUUUCAAUCUAAGCUCGCUCAGGGAGCUUAUAGAGUCCUCCACCGGUGAAAAGAGUGGCAAUCUGAUGGAUCUAUCGUCAAUGUCGCACGCUUUAUCGUGCGUGAAGCGCAAGAUGGAUCAGAAGAAGAAGAGGGUUAGGGUUCGUACUUAUUGGAGAGAAAGAGCCUCGGCAAACGGAGUGAUGGAUUUAACUCCGGAAGAGUUGACGCGACUCUCGGAAGAACUAUUCAAAGGGCUCCUCAACCUUCUUCCAAACCAGAACAAAGCCUCCUCCUCCGAUACCUUGAUCAACACGGAACCACAACUAGUUUGUUCCAUUAACAAACAGGAUGAUUUCUCCGACUGGGUUUUUGUUUAA